CCCCUUGGGGCUUAUUUUUUACCUCGUUUAUUCAGCUUGGGUGGUUUCAUCCAUGUCUUUAACUUCAACUGCUGACUUCCAGACCUAUAACAUAUGUAGGACAGGCCUUUUUUAUCUUCAGACCCACAGGUCCUCCUGCUUGCUUGGCAUUUCCACCCGGAUGUUUCUUCAAAGACAUGCAAAAUAACACCUACAGCCUUGCCCCUCCCCAAACCUGCUCUUCCACAUACGCGUGUGUGGAUGAACGUGGCUACCCAGCUGACCAAGCGUGGGAAUCAAUCUUGGUGACACCCGAUCUUCACUUCUCAAGUCAGAUGGAUUCAGAGUUCUAAAUAGCCAUCCUUUAAAAAAAAAAAAAAAAUUGGCACUGCUGUUGUUCUAGCUUCAUUACCAAAGCAAUCGCAGUGGCAUACUAGCAGGUCACCUUGCCCCUCAUUUCAGGCAGAAUGAUUUUUCCAACAUAUGAAUUUGAACUUAACGUAUAAGUCUGGCCUACAGCUGUUGAGCACAGACUUUUGUAUGCACUGAAGUCCCUUGUGCUUUUUUAAAAAGAUAUGUAAAUUUUUCAUCCAAUCCAGUAAUGCUGAUUUCAUUAGAAUGGGGUGGAACCCAGGAAUCUGCAUUUUAAACAAAUGUCUCAUCUGAUUCCUAUAGGAAUCAUACUUUGAGAAACAGUGAUCUACAGAAUAAAGUCCAAACUUUUUAUCACAGCACCCAAGGAAUACCUGGCUAACGCAACGACCCACAGACUAUCAAAAGAAUGUACCAUUCUUGCCCAUGUCUACCUUCCAUAUGGCAUAUAUCCUUACCUAUCUACCAUACCUGCCUGCUGAGUCCUGCUCAUUCAGCUAAAGUAAUAUUUCCUCUAUGGAAACAUUGUAUGACUUCCUGGCAGUAAUAUACCUCGGGAUUUCCACACUGCCCCUUGUUCUGUUACAGUGCUUAUCUAUUGUACUGUAAUUAGAGGUCUUGUCUGACUCCUCAGUAGACUUUUGAGUUCCUACAGAUCUGAGACCAUAUUUUCUUCAAGGUUAUGUCUUCAGAGCAUAUUCCUGGAAGUAAAAGCUGAAUUUCACUGGAAUGUACUAGAAAUUCAAUAAGUGUUUGUUGAAUAAAGAAAACAUUUAUUGCAGGCCCCUGGGUGACAUAAUAGACAGGAUGGACCUGGUUGCUCCCCUCUCGUAUCACAAUCUAUGUAGAUAACCAGGACACUAUAAAAUAAAAUGCUCUCCAUUGUAGUUUCAGAGUUAUGUAUUUUACUUCUUCCUCCUAUGUGUGUCGGUUUCAGGCACAUGACUCAGGGGGUGGACGUGUCUGGUGUUUUCAUGGAAAUGGUGAAGGCCAGUGCCACUGUAGAUAUUGUUCAGAAGAAGUUGGUUUAUCUCUACAUGUGCACAUAUGCUCCUCUGAAGCCGGAUCUGGCUCUCCUGGCCAUCAAUACACUCUGCAAAGACUGUUCGGACCCCAACCCAAUGGUGCGAGGGCUGGCACUACGGAGCAUGUGUAGCCUCAGGAUGCCUGGUGUGCAGGAGUAUAUCCAACAGCCUAUUCUCAACGGUCUGCGGGAUAAGGCUUCAUAUGUCAGGAGGGUGGCAGUCCUUGGCUGUGCCAAGAUGCAUAAUCUUCAUGGAGACUCUGAAGUGGAUGGUGCCCUGGUAAAUGAAUUGUACAGUUUGCUACGUGACCAGGAUCCAAUUGUGGUGGUGAACUGCUUGAGGUCUCUAGAGGAAAUUCUGAAACAAGAAGGAGGUGUUGUCAUCAAUAAGCCCAUCGCCCACCAUCUCUUGAAUCGAAUGCCCAAACUGGAUCAAUGGGGCCAGGCCGAAGUAUUGAACUUCCUGCUACGCUACCAACCGCACAGUGAGGAGGAGCUGUUCGACAUUCUCAAUCUGUUGGACAGCUUUCUCAAGAGCAGUAGCCCAAGCGUGGUGAUGGGAGCCACCAAACUCUUUCUGAUCUUGGCCAAAAAAUUCCCCCAUGUACAAACGGAUGUGCUUGUGCGAGUCAAGGGAUCUUUGCUGGCUGCUUGUUCUUCAGAGAGCCGUGAGCUCUGUUUUGCUGCCCUCUGUCACGUGCGCCAGAUCUUGCACAGUUUGCCAGGGCACUUCAGCAGCCACUACAAGAAGUUUUUCUGCUCCUACUCGGAGCCACACUACAUCAGGCUGCAGAAGGUGGAGGUGCUGUGUGAGCUGGUGAACGACGAGAAUGUGCAGCAGGUGCUGGAGGAGCUUCGCGGGUACUGCACUGAUGUGUCUGCUGACUUCGCACAGGCUGCCAUCUUUGCCAUAGGUGGCAUUGCCAGGACUUACACAGAUCAGUGCGUGCAGAUUUUAACGGAGUUGCUGGGGCUUCGACAAGAGCACAUUACCACAGUGGUUGUGCAGACUUUCCGAGACCUGGUGUGGCUAUGUCCUCAGUGUGUGGAAGCUGUGUGCCAGGCCCUGCCCGGCUGCGAGGAGAACAUCCAGGACAGUGAGGGGAAGCAGGCGCUCAUUUGGCUACUUGGUGUCCACGGGGAAAGAAUUCCCAACGCUCCUUACGUGUUGGAAGACUUUGUAGAGAACGUGAAGUCAGAGACAUUUCCAGCUGUUAAGAUGGAGCUCCUCACGGCGCUGCUGCGCCUUUUCCUGUCGCGGCCUGCCGAGUGCCAGGACAUGCUGGGCCGCCUGUUGCAGCACUGCAUAGAGGAAGAGAAGGAUAUGGCAGUGCGGGACCGAGGCCUCUUCUGUUACCGCCUCCUCUCAGCUGGCGUUGAUGAAGUUAAGCGGAUCCUGUGCAGCCCCAAAUCCGACCCUUCUCUUGGGCUUUUAGAGGAUCAGGCAGAAAGACCUGUGAAUAGCUGGGCCUCGGACUUCAACACGCUGGUGCCAGUAUAUGGCAAAGCCCGCUGGGCAACCAUCUCCAAGCGCCAGGGGGCACAGCGUCGUGGCCCAGGGCUUCCCAAUACUGCAACCUUUGCCGCAUCAGGACCCCUGAUUCCUGAAGAGAACAAGGAGGGGGUACAAGAACUCCCCGAUUCUGGAGCCCUCAUGCUAGUCCCCAACCACCAGCUUACUGCUGAGUAUUUUGAGAAAACUUGGCUUAGCCUCAAAGUUGCUCAUCAGCAAGUGCUCCCUUGGCAAGGAGCAGUCCGUCCGGACACCCUCCAGAUGGCCCUGCAAGUCGUGAACAUCCAGACCAUCGCAAUGAGCAGGGCUGGGGCUCAGCCAUGGAAAGCCUACCUCAGCGCUCAGGAUGAUGCUGGCUGUCUGUUCCUAGUAGAGCUGCUGUGGGAGCCCGAGGACUCAGAGAUGCAGAUCUCCGUGAAGCAAAGUGAGGCCAGUGCUGAGACGCUGGGCAGUUUCAUUUCUGUAUUGGAGACUGUGAUUGGAACAGUUGGAGACAUAAAACCGUGACAGUCCUGCUGCCUGUCCCAAGUGAGAUGAAGAGCUGUCAGAGCUCUGUAGUUAUUCUUACUGCAGCUGCUUGUAAGUCCAGGUAAUAUCAAACACAGAGGAGAUUGGGAAAUCUAAGAACCAGGCUUCUUAGGUUUUUGUCCAAAGACCAUUGACUUACUCCUGUCAGACCGACUGGUGAAUGAAUGACCCCACUUUUCCAGGUGAUGUUAUAAAGGGUAGUGGUGGUGAGGGGGUGGGAGUGAUGGGUGUCAGGAUAGGGUGUGGAGUCUAUCGUGAUCAGUGCAACGGUGUUUUACCAAUUAAAGGCACCCGAUGUGUGCUGAAAA
Miniopterus natalensis is the source of this 3724-nucleotide messenger RNA. The record is from RefSeq and is a predicted model, not a curated record. Lineage: Eukaryota; Metazoa; Chordata; Mammalia; Chiroptera; Miniopteridae.